Messenger RNA from Folsomia candida, 4983 nucleotides. RefSeq names its product band 4.1-like protein 5. Lineage: Eukaryota; Metazoa; Arthropoda; Collembola; Entomobryomorpha; Isotomidae. Gene Ontology annotation, molecular function: cytoskeletal protein binding. The record is from RefSeq and is a predicted model, not a curated record. Gene Ontology annotation, cellular component: cytoskeleton. Bases 1554 to 4115 code for a protein of 853 amino acids. The transcript has 15 exons.
ACCUGGUCUGUGCCUAGUACCUCUUUUGUCAUGUAGUUACCUGCCCUUUCCCCAACCAACCAACUUUUUCCACCACCACACACCGACGACCGAUUUGUAUUCACCAUUAUUUGUAUAACAUCCUACCACAGCAUAUCCCAAAGCCAACUUCUUCCCAUUCGAGGAUGACUUAUAAGUAUUACGAGACAAAUCAGAUGCAACCAUAUUAUUCCAACCUGAACUAAACUUUACUGAACUCUUCAGCAGCAGUUACCUUCUUCUGCCUCGGGUGUUUAGUUUAUUGUAACUAAAACUCGGCAAGUUUGUAUUAAUUUUAACAACCUGGCAGUCACUAACGGACUUGCAUGAUCUACUUAUUCUGGUGGUUUACACAUUUUAACAUUCCGAGUGCCAGUGUUAUGCAAGUCUCAAGUGAAGCAGGUGAAUUCUUCAACAAAGUGUCUCCACACAUCGUAUUCUUAUAUUUGGAACUGUAUUGCUUUCCUAAAUGUAAGUACACCAACGUUGUUGCGAAGCUAUGGACAAAGUGAAAGUAUUCUAAGAUUUCUACAUAUAAAGAGAAAAAAUAGCACUGCCACUGCUGUGACACUCAUCGCAUUGUCAAUCUCAAAAUUGGAACGAUUUCUGAUUAUUUGAAUCAUAUACAUAUUAUGCAUAUCGUCAUCACCACAUGCCGAAUAAAGUGAGACAGCCCGUUGUUAUCAAGUAACUUCAUGUGCAACCUACACAGUUGGAAUGAGUUGGAAUGCAAAAAUGCAUUUUUUGAAUGCCAAAACAUUUAUUAUUCGCCUUGUUUAAGUCGUUUUAUUUCUGAUUGCUUCAAAACAAUACCCAUUUAAAAAAAAUAUGUUUUGACUCUGCCAUAAAGUUAUAAUCGUGCAGUGCAUUUCAUUAUUCACGAUGUGAUAUAAAAUCAUGGGCAUGUGUCAAUGAGCAGACUUACAUAUUCAAUUAUUGUCAAUGCUUUGACUGAACGGAAACACAUUUUUAUUCGUCAUAUCCAGAGAUUCAUCAUAGUGAUUAGUGCUGAUAAAAUAAAUCCUUGAACUGAACACCUCAUUCCAUUUUAUUGCAGGUGCAACGAAGCAAUAUUGUUAUUAUGACAGCAACCACCUCUCAACCGACAAGCUCUCCCAUUAUUCUUGUGAAUAUAUGAAGGCAAAGUAAAAACUUGGAUUUUGGCAACAAUCAGCGUUACAAAACACAACACCACUUCUUGUGCGAGAAAAGAACAACAAGUGAGAAGAAGACUGCACAGAAAAUUAGCCAUCUUACUUGGCUCUCUGGCCAUAUUACACACUACUCAUCAAAAAACGAGAUUGAUCAUCAAAAUAUAAAAAAACCGUAGUAAUAAGAAGGACUGGUUCCUGCCUUUAUGGUCUCGUCCUCCAUCCGCACUACUGCAAAUUCUCCGUCCGUCACUUGUUGCAUUGCGGUUCAGACACUUUGGGUUUUGUAAUGGUCAUUAUUUGUGGAUAUUACUAAAAUUAUGAAGAGAAAUAAUAAAUGACAAAGUGUGGACACAACUGAGGACUGCAACAGAGAAGAAAAAAAUGUUGAGAUUCCUGAGUGGUCGUCGAGGGAAAGGGAAUAAGAAUGAGGUCGGCGGACAGAAGCAGGGUGCUCAGGGGGGAGGCUCGCAAUUCCACCCACAGAAAAGCGUGAAACCCUACAAAAAUUGCAUCUUGUGUAAAGUAAUUGUCUUGGAUGGAACGGAUUUGUCGAUCGAAUUGCCUAAAAAAGCCCUUGGCAGUGAGCUGUACGAGCAAGUUUUCUACAAUCUAGAUCUGAUCGAAAAGGACUAUUUCGGAUUAAAUUUUACGGAUUCGAAUCAUGUUCAACAUUGGUUGGAUGCUACCAAGCCUUUGAAAAAACAAAUUAAAAUUGGACCCCCUUACACAUUUCGACUCAAAGUUAAAUUCUAUUCGUCCGAACCCCACAAUCUCCGGGAAGAACUGACACGCUAUCAGUUUUUCCUGCAGCUUAAACAGGACAUUUUGACUGAAAAGUUAAAACCCCCACCAGAAACUCUGAUUGAAUUGUCAGCUUUAGUUUUACAGUCUGAGGUUGGUGAUUACGAUGAAGAAAUUCAUACCCCAGCUUUUGUAUCCGAAUUCCGGUUUACCUCUGCUCAUCAACAGACGGAAGAUAUGGAAAUUACCAUUUUGGAAGAGUUUAAAAAACUCAAGGGACUAACACCUGCACAAGCAGAAAUGAAUUACCUCAACAAGGCCAAGUGGUUGGAAAUGUAUGGCGUAGAUUCACACAUCGUCAUGGGCAAAGAUACUUGUGAAUACAAAUUGGGAUUAACGCCCACUGGAAUCCUAGUAUUUGAAGGGGCACAAAAAAUUGGUCUUUUCUUCUGGCCAAAGAUAAGCCGUUUGGACUUUAAGAAGAAAAAGUUAUGUCUGAUUGUUGUCGAAGAUGACGACGAGGGGCGAGAACGGGAACACACAUUUGUAUUCAGGCUCCAUAAUGAGAAAGCUGCAAAACACCUCUGGAAGUGUGCAGUUGAGCAUCAUUCAUUUUUCCGGCUAAAAGCGGCUUCUAAGGCACCAAAUGCUCGACAGAACUUUUUCCGAAUGGGGUCACGUUUCAGAUACAGUGGUCGAACUGAAGUCCAAACAAUUGUCCAAAACAAAUCUAGACGAACGGUGCAGUUUGAAAGGAGACCAAGUCAACGUUAUGCAAGGCGUCAAUCUCACAUCUUGAGAGAAAGGCAGAGAGGAGGAAGAGGGGACCUUGAAACUUCAGAGCCUUCGAAAGCGGUGGAAAGCGGAGUGAAAGUUGACGCCACAAGAACUGCAGAAUUAAAAGAAUCGUCAACGUUCAAUAGGCCUACCAGAAUCCAACAAGCAUCGUCCUCGUCAGAAACGCGAACCUCAUUAUCACCUCCCAUUACCCCCACAUCGAGAUCCACACCUAGUCCUACGUCCAACGCAGAAUCCACCACUUCCUCUCCGGCAGAGGACCCCUUAGACAAUUUAAUUAAAAGUAUUGCAAAAGAAAAUGGUGCAUGUCACACCGUUGACAUACACUCUCAACCGUCUUCAUUAGAAUUGGAUAUCAAUGUAGUUCCAAAUAAUCACUCCAAGUAUGUCUCAUUACCGCGACCAAUUCCGCCAGACAAACUAAAGUGCAACAUACUAAAGGCCAAGGUGGAAGAAGAUUUGAAAAAGUCUUCCCUUUCAUCAGAAUCCAAUGGAACUGCUUCUAUUGCCAAUGGAGAAACAUUCUCAACCCUUCCAACUCCUGCAAAGAAAAGAGAAAACACUGUGCAAAAUGCUAAGCAAAAUAAGGAUUCGGCUACAUUCAUAUCUGUGGGUGGUGAUAAGUUGACCCUGUCCCUUUCUACUCAGGAGGUACAUUCCAAUAAUGAUAGGGACACAGGGUUAUUAGAUCACAACACGAGUGGGGGUGGUGGUGAUGACGACUCUACGCCGCUCAUUGCUCCAGAUGACAAUCCUUUGCCCGUCACUGUCACUCAUUUGUCCUCGAAAGGAAAGAUGGAAUUGGUCCAGCUUAGCUCAGAGUCGUCCAGCGUAACGUCAGCCUCGCCUUCAGCAGCAGGAAAGAUUAUUGCGACAGUUAGUAGUAGAGAGAAAGCUGAGAAUAAUUUGCUAAAAAAUCAGAAAGGGCAAACGAACGAGGUUGACAAAGAGAUCAUGAUUGUUCAUGCUCCAUUAAUGGGAUCAACUCUAAACACGAGCACAAAUCCCUUCACCAACAUAUUAGAAUCAAAAGGAGAAACAAGAGCAGAUAGGAAUGAUAGAAAUCCCUUUGACGAUUAUGAUCAAAUUACGAGUAUUUUGAUCACCUCCACCAAUCCUUUCCACAAUCCAUUUUUGAUGCCUACUGAAGUAGAGGUACAGGGAGGGCCAGAGGCUACAAGAACUGAUGAGUCCGAGUUGAAAUCUCAUGGUGAAAGUGAGGGUAACGGUGUCCCAAAAAAGCCUACAACACCCACGCCAAUUCCUAAGCCCAAGCCUAGAACUUUAGUGCAGCAAAACAAUGUGGCCAACACCCAAAACGACGAUAUGUGGACAAAUGGAGGAACUAAAACCAAAGAAAAGCCCACAAUACAAAGACGUACUGUUAUCACAACGGAAAUAUAAAAAAUAGAACUAUUUACGGUCAAGGAGAAGGAGGAUUAUUUGUUUAUUUCUUAUUUACAUUCUUUGUUGGACAGGAAAAAGACUUAUGCAAUGAAAUUGUUCAUAUUUAGUCUAUUUAGCUUAUUACUGCGGCAGGGGCUUUUAAUGUUGUUACACAUUCGCCAGAAAUUUGUGGAUAACAAUAGAAAUCGAAUAGUGCCAUUCCCAUCUGAAAUGACCCAGCAGAAACACGAGUCUAGGCAGAAAUUUAUGCUGAAUGAGAGAGGGAAUAUGUGUACACAUAAUUGUAUAAAAAUCUAGUAGGAUGGCGCAUACUCAAGUGCCAUUAUAUAUCAAAACAUUAACAAGAUAAGUUAUUUAAGAAAUACCUCAGAAAUUUUUUACUACCGUAUUGCAACGAAACUCGAAUAACAAUAUAAUUUUAUCAUUGCUACCAAACCCUGUCAUAAUUGAUAUCUACGCACUGACCGUGUGCGAAGUCAAAAUGAAACAACUAUUUUAGAAAUGUAGGAAAAGUAAUGUACUGUUUAAAUACUGCGUCGUCAAAUAAGUGCUUUCACCAACCAUGCCUUUCUCUCAACGUGCUAUGAUGUAUAUAAUUCUAAUAUACACAAAUGUUGGAUUGAUUGUUGCAAAACAAAGUAUAGUUGGCCUUCUAUUUAAAAUCAUGCGGCCUUAUUCUGAGUAGGACCAUUACUUGUAAAUGCGUGUUAGUUGUUAAUUCUACAUUGGAGAAUAAACGAGUUUUAUGUGAUACGUGUUUUACACUAAUAAUACAUCACUAAAAACCACAUUUCGCGUGUCCACACCUCUAUCCAUUCAAAUUGUUUUUAAUUUUUGUUGUAAAAAUAAAAUUGUUGUAACCAAA